UUUCUCUUUCAUGAUGAGGUAUAAACAAAUAUCAAGAUGGCGGAAAAUUUAUAUCUAAUGAAGUUCGAAGUAUGUAGUAAAAAUUGCACUAAUUAUAAAGCUUAGUUCGACUCUGAUAGUGGGCUAUGUUAUGUGAAUCUCGACGAGCCAUCUAUAAUUCAAAAUUUCCAUCCGAAGAUAAUGUAAAAUAUAUCUCCCGAGCUGAUGUUAAAACAACCCGAAAAUGACACCUCGACGUUGAACAACGUUCAGUUAACUUACGAGCAGCUGAGUGAUCCAACGGCCCCCAAAGUAUCGAACAGCACGCCUAGUAAUAAACUAGUUGCUGAGCAAGGUUUACCUUCGCUCAGCAAUCUGAACGAGAAAAGCGAAUUGCUGAAUUUGAAUUGCUCGCCGUUCUACUAUAACAUGAAUAGCUUCAAAAACAUGUUUCUAAUCACCGAAGAUACGCGUCAUUUCCUCGCACCGCAUCUGGGUUUGACGAAUCCGGAUAGCGAGUAUUUUCAAAGGAAGCAUACCCAGACGACUAGUACGUUGACUAUGAACACGACCAGUAUAAAUAACAGCACUCCGGCGAACGUGAACAACGCUGAAAGUAACAAUUCCAUUAGCACCGCGACCGCUCAGCUGAUACAGAAUAAUACCGCUCCUAAUAUAAGUCCGGCCAAUAAUAAGGUUAAUAUAUCUCAUACGCCUAAAGCUAGACCUCACACGUGUGAAGAAUGUGGUAAAGCUUUCAUGCUGAAACAUCACCUUUUAACUCACAUGCGAGUUCAUACCGGAGAACGGCCUCAUAUUUGCCCCGAAUGUGGGAAAACUUUCGCCUUGAAACAUUGCCUGAGUACUCAUUUAUUAUUGCAUACUGCCGAGCGACCGUACAAAUGUAUGGAAUGUAGUAAAACAUUUACAUUGAAACAUCAUCUGGUGAGUCAUGAACGUGUCCAUACAAGAGAUAGGCCUUUCGAAUGCCCAGAAUGCGGUAGAAGGUUCCCUCAAAAACGACACCUAACCACACAUUUGAAAUUUCAUUCUGGCGAAAGACCAUAUUCGUGUCAAAUAUGCGGAGAGAACUUCUCCAGAGAAGAGCACCUAGUGAUGCAUUCCCGUUUCCACGGUGGUCAAAGGCCUUACCAGUGUUCAGAUUGUCCGGCCGGAUUUCUACGUAAAUUCGAACUGGUUAACCACGAAAGACAGCAUGGUCGUAAUCCCGAAUCGUGUUCCACUUGCGGUAAAGAAUUCUUACAGAAGCGUACUCUCCUCAUGCACGCUAGAACUUGCGGUCUACGUAACGUUGUCAAAACUUCCACAUCUCCAACUCAGCAAUUUGAUAACAACGCGACGCAUUUGAAUAAAACUUGUCGGCAAUGCGGCGAAUCAUUCACAACACCGGAAUGUCUAGCGUUACACCACCGGAUCCACAUCGGCGAUCAUAGUUUCCUCACUGAUAUCUGUAGUCUGGCAGCUACUUUAAAGCAAGCGGUACCUAUCGGCGCUUUGAAUCCGCCGGUUCCGGUAUCGAAGAAAAUCCACGAAUGUAGCGAUUGCGGGCGUAGUUUCACCCAGAAGCACGGUCUGUACCAGCAUCGAGCUCGACAUCCAAACGCUUCUUGUAAAUUGAAACCGUACGCUUGCGAAAAAUGUGGCAAAUCGUUUUCGCAAAAGAACCAUCUGUCUUUGCACGAACGCCAGCACAUGAAUCCUCCACCGAGCCAGUUACGUCGCCAACAAAUGCAAGUUCGACAGCAGCAACAACAACAAGCAGCUCAACAGCAACAACAACAACAGCAACAGCAGCAACAACAACAACAGCAGCAACAGCAACAAGCUCCCCAGCAGCAGCUCCAAGCGCCCCCUCAGCCACCCCAGCCGCCAACCAAUCAACCGGCUAUAAAUCAUAUAGGCACGAUUACAGUAUACGACGUUUCAGAUUUGAAACCGGAUCCGAGUUCGAUUCUGAAUCAGCAGCCUCCCCCGCAGACCGUUACGGCCAGCGAGACCCAACCGGAGCUAUUGAGGCAUUUGCAUUUGGGUAGUCAAGAAAUACAGCAGUCGACUCGUAUCAUGCAGCAUAUGCAACAACAGACCCAGCCCACCACUCAGAUCGUUAACAAUAUGCAUAAAAUAGAUCGAUUCUAGUAUGAAACUAGCUAAAUUUUGUAUUGGAAUUAACCGCGAAUCGUGCCAGCAGAUAGAUCGAAUCGCUUCGAGUUCGAGCGAAGAUCCUGCGAACCACGUAAAACAAAAAAAUAUAAUUGAGAAAUGCAUGUUCGGAAGUGCAUACCGCUUCUUCCUAAAUAAAUUAUUUAUAUAAGUAUUCAAACGUGCCAACUUGCCAAGUGAUAAUGUGUGAGUGUAAACUUACUACCUCUCGUGAGAGCGUUACGUAUUUAAUUAUUGUAUGUAUAAUUAUUUAAACGAAUGAAAAUGAAAAUGGAAAAAAAAAAGGAGUAACAACACAACUUAAUAGUGAAUUUCAAGUGUAUUUACGGUUCGUUAUGAUUAAGGUUAUUUAUUUUUUUUCUCUUUUUUUCGUGUAAAUAGGUCUACAAUAUUUUUGUAUACCGAGUAGUUCUGUCGAAGGUUUAAAAACAAAACAAAAAAACAAAAAAUUUGAAUCACAAAUCGCGCGCUUGCUGAUGUCAUUUUUGUGUACAUUUUAUACGUUUUUUGGACGAUUUAUUUUUACAUUUAUUUUUCUUGUUAGUGUACAGUUUUAUAUGAAAGAAUUUAAUUUAAAAUAAUUACGUACAUAUUUUAGUGCAAUGUUUCUAAGCGAAUCCUGUAUUUUGAAUACAUUUUUUUUUCUUUGUUUUUUA
Messenger RNA from Planococcus citri (citrus mealybug), 2816 nucleotides. RefSeq names its product zinc finger protein 157-like. Gene Ontology annotation, biological process: regulation of transcription by RNA polymerase II. Bases 205 to 2136 code for a protein of 643 amino acids. Gene Ontology annotation, molecular function: RNA polymerase II cis-regulatory region sequence-specific DNA binding; DNA-binding transcription repressor activity, RNA polymerase II-specific; DNA-binding transcription activator activity, RNA polymerase II-specific. NCBI's taxonomy places the organism in Eukaryota, Metazoa, Arthropoda, Insecta, Hemiptera, Pseudococcidae. Gene Ontology annotation, cellular component: nucleoplasm. The transcript has 6 exons. The record is from RefSeq and is a predicted model, not a curated record.